CUGCCUUGCAAGGUCUGUGGUCGGCUGCCACCAACAUGUAUUACCUGUAGUCCUGCCUUGCAAGGUCUGUGGUCGGCUGCCACCAACAUGUAUUACCUGUAGUCCUGCCUUGCAAGGUCUGUGGUCGGCUGUUACCAACAUGUAUUACCUGUAGUCCUACCUUGCAAGAUCUGUGGUCGGCUGCUACCAACAUGUAUUACCUGUAGUCCUGCCUUGCAAGGUCUGUGGUCGGCUGCUACCAACAUGUAUUACCUGUAGUCAUCGCCGCUCAUUCCUCAUAAGUGGAAACAGCGUCUUGAUGUGCUGAUACUCUGAAACCAGAUCUAUCUCCGGAAGUUUGGACUCUUAUUUUUUGGUGAAUGCAUCUGAUUGCAUCCUCGUGACUGUUUUGCACGUAGUGAAUAGCCAGCAUGCCUUCUUGUUUUCCUUUCAUUUCAGUGUUGUGGUGAAUCCAGAGCUCUUCUCUUGGCUUUUCAAUGCACAGCUGCAGUGUCUUGGCGUUCUAAGGCUACGCCACGCUUAGCAGUGGCAUGCUACACACCGCUUUGGUGAACCUUGGGACUCCUUCUCUUUUGACUCUUCCAUCUGUGUUGUUAGUGGUAACAUCCAUCCUGAGGACCGUCUGGCUCAACCUGCUCCGACUGGCUGCUGUGCCUUCAACACAGACUUCCCCCCACAUUGGACCCAUCGCCCUAACUGCUCCACAGAGGACGUCCUCUCCUCUGCACUCCACCUGAGCUUAGAACAUCUGGAAAGAAAGGACACACAGGUAUGGAUCUUGUUUCUGGACUGCAGCUCGGCGUUCAACACCAGCAUCCUGCAGCACUUUGGUGAGCAAACUUUGGAUUCAGUACCCCCCCUUUUGCGACUGGCUGCUGGACUUCCUUCCAGACAGACCCAAGUCUGUGAGAGUGGACCACAACACCUCCAGUGCCAGAUCCCUGAGCACCGGCUCCCCCCAGGGCUGUGUCCUGAGUCCAUAUAUAUAUAUAUAUAUAUAUAUAUGUGUAUAUAUAUAUAUAUGAUAUAAGAAAUACUUGAAUUUCUGUGUUUAUUUAAUUACACAUAUUACCACACAUAACACUCAUAUACUCAUUGUUGAGUUAAGGGUUGAAUUGUCCAUCCUUGUUCUAUUCUCAGUCACUAUUUUUCAAACCCUAUGCAUGUACAGCAGAUGGCAAUAUUGUCCUGUUUGAGAGUGUCACAACAUUGCUGUUUACGGCAGACAAACUGCUUUAUGGUAGAAGAAAACGUGACUGCUGUUGUUGUGUGUUGUUACCGCGCUGGGAGGACGUUAAUGAACCUGCCUAACAAUAAACCCACAUAAGAAACCAAGAACUGGCCGUCCAUCAUUCUACAGUUAUAACUUCAUUGGGCAGACACGCUGUUUAUAUUGUGGGAAAGCGGAGGUGAAAACAGGCUGUCCUCACUCAGGUCUGCAUGGAGCUGGAGGGGGCGUGGCCUCCAGCUCCGCCUGAAUUUCGGGAUAAAAUUUGUCCUGGGAAGUUUUUGGGAGAGGCGCUGAGUUUCGGGAGUCAACCGGAAUAUCUGGGAGUGUUGGCAAGUAUGCUUAACCAUGAGAUGUUCCAAAACGAAGUAAUACAAUAAAAUAGGUUGUAAUAUUUAUUUAUUUAUUUGUUUGUUUAUGCUUUGUAUGUGAUUGUGGUUCCUGUAUGUUUUGAUCAUUUUCAUGGUCCAAAUGGCAGAAAUUCCGUGUUUCUUGAUCAAAACAAUACAGCAGACGAGAAGUGAGGCAGACACAGGCGGUGCCUCCACGGCCACACACUCUGUGUAUUGGGCGUGUGCAUGCUUGUUGCCUUGUGGAAAAGGCAGGUCUUGAGGCAGCAAGUACCUCUGCCUCAGGGUAGGGGGCAAUAUAUUGUCAAGUUGCAGUUGAAUGCCUCAGCAGUCCUCUGACUCGCCACACUGGCAGACGUGGGGGCGCUCAAGCUAGCAGACACCGGAAGACAGCUUUUUAUUCUUUUUAACUGUAUUUAUAACACAUAUGGUAUUUUUAUUAGAGUUGUGGAUGUUUUUGUCAGAGGCAAAAAUGAAAUUGAAUGAAAUGAAUGUGUCUGCCAAUAUGGAGGAUUAUAUACUGUAUCCAAGAUGAAGUACUUGCCAAUAUGGAGGAUUAUGUACUGUAUCCAAGAUGAAGUACUUGCCAAUAUGGAGGAUUAUGUACUGUAUCCAAGAUGAAGUACUUGCCAAUAUGGAGGAUUAUGUACUGUAUCCAAGAUGAAGUACUUGCCAAUAUGGAGGAUUAUGUACUGUAUCCAAGAUGAAGUACUUGCCAAUAUGGAUGAUCAUGUACUGUAUCCAAGAUGAAGUACUUGCCAAUAUGGAGGAUUAUGUACUGUAUCCAAGAUGAAGUACUUGCCAAUAUGGAGGAUUAUAUACUGUAUCCAAGAUGAAGUACUUGCCAAUAUGGAGGAUUAUGUACUGUAUCCAAGAUGAAGUACUUGCCAAUAUGGAGGAUUAUGUACUGUAUCCAAGAUGAAGUACUUGCCAAUAUGGAGGAUUAUGUACUGUAUCCAAGAUGAAAUACUUGCCAAUAUGGAGGAUUAUGUACUGUAUCCAAGAUGAAGUACUUGCCAAUAUGGAGGAUUAUGUACUGUAUCCAAGAUGAAGUACUUGCCAAUAUGGAGGAUUAUGUACUGUAUCCAAGAUGAAGUACUUGCCAAUAUGGAGGAUUAUAUACUGUAUCCAAGAUGAAAUACUUGCCAAUAUGGAGGAUUAUGUACUGUAUCCAAGAUGAAGUACUUCUCUAAACUGGACUUUCAGACAAAAUGGAAGUAUGUUUUCAUGGAGGUUCCAGUAGUUCUUGCUGCUUCACAUUCAAACACAGAAAGGUAAAAUACACUCACAAUACUUCAUUUAUUUUCUUCAAAGCAAAUGGGACCAAAAAGUAUUUAAUAACAACUUUAUCAAAUACUUUUUGGAGCCUUUUAUCAUAUCAUAAUAUUAUGAUAAAGUUUUUAUGAAAGUGAAUAACUCCCUUUUUUCCUGUAACUGUGAGAGAGAGAGAGAGAGAGAGAGAGAGAGAGAGAGAGAGAGAGAGAGAGAGAGACGCGUGGUCUCUGCCUGUCCCGCCCCCUGCUACACACACGUGUGUGUGUGUGUGUGUGUGUGUGUGUGUGUGUGUGUGAGUGAGGACGAUGUGUGUGUGAGUGAGGCCAUCAGACUUGUGAAGGAUGAUGUCGGGCGAACACGUGCUGGUGACGCUGCUGAUUCUCCCGGGCUUCUUCUCCAACUGUGUCUUCCUGGCGCUCUAUGACUCUCUCACACUCAUCUCUGCGCUGCUGGGGCUCCUCCCACACGCUCCCUGGACCUGGACCUGGACCUGGACCUGGACCUGGACCUGGACCUGGACCUGGGAGGACUGGGAGUGGGAGUGGCGCCGCAUGCUGACCACCGCUGGGCUGCGUGCCACCUGGAACAGUUUCCUGCUGGACGCCUACAAGCAGGUCAAACUUGGCUGUGAGGCCCCCAACUCCAAAGUGGUGAAGGUGCCGGAGAGUCUUCCAGUGCGCCACAAGGUCAGCGCCAUACCUUUUGAGCAGACCGACGCUACGGUCCGAACCUGGGACGAAUACCGCCUCCUGGAUUUCGAGUCAUCUGAUCGCCCUCUGGUGCUCAACUUUGGCUCGGCCACCUGACCGCCCUUCGUCAGCCACUUGCCGGCUUUCCGGCGGCUGGUGGAAGACUUCAGCGACGUCGCCGAUUUCCUCUUGGUGUACAUCGACGAGGCUCAUCCGUCCGACGGCUGGGUAGCUCCGCCUAUGGGCUCCUACUCCUUCAACGUGCGGAAGCAUCGAAGUUUAGAGGAGAGGCUGGGGGCGGCGCGGGAGCUCAUGGACCACUUCUCCCUCCCCCCGCAGCUGCAGCUGGUGGCCGACUGCAUGGACAACAACGCCAACGUGGCCUACGGCGUGUCCAACGAACGGUGGAACCCGUUCAGGUCAGAGUUCUCCCAAAGGGACAUUUUCCAGUCUGCUCGCGUCAUCUUCCAGAUGUCAAAGAUUCCUGGUUUUUUGGUAAUUCUGUCAACAACCUUCCAAACAAAGAAAGGUGGGGACACAACUGAUGCUUACCUUCAAGGCUUCGGCCUGGGACUAAAUGUGUGCUUCAGCCCUUCUUUCCAACACAACAUUUACAUUUUGCCUGAACAGAGGAAAACAUGUCAAUUGUCAUUGGUUGGAAAAAAGUCCGGAGUCCAUUUGCUGGCACUGGCUGUGUUCACUUGUAUGGAUGUCAACUGAAACGGGUUCCACCGUGUUAAGAUUCCCAUUCCAGUGCUCCAAAGGUCUCAACUGACUUGAUACCCAACUUGUCCCCUGGUUUUAUAGUCCACCCGCCUACUACCUAUCUCUCCCUACAUGACGUGCUCCACAUUGUGGUGUUGUAGCAUGAAUACUAGUAAAGCCAGGUGCAGGCACAUGCUAACCCGACUCUCGCCAGACCCUUGAAGUCGACCCAGCUCCACACAAGGAUCUGGCUCCAAGGUUUGCCCUCCCAUCAGAACUUAGUCCUCCAAAGAACUGUUGGGUUUGGCAUAGAAUUGACUACAAUUAUGCCUCCCAAUGUCAUCUUUUACUCUCCUAAUAUAUUUAUUUUAUUUGUGUAAUAUUACUAUCUUUUUAAUGUUCUUAUUUAAUGAUAACUUUAGUUACUUAGCAAAGUGUCCCACGUGUGAUGAGUGUUGUCGUGCAUAUUUCUACCUGCUGUUGGGAGUUUAUGACACUAGCGUCCUUAGCAUUAGCCUACAUGCUAACACCUUUACCAGUGUCUGCGUUGGUAUCAUUAACUGGAAAUGGCAUUCUUUUUCUAUUCUUUUACUUCCACAUAUGUCAUUAUCCUUUGAUGAUACAUUUUUGUAUCAUUAUCGCGAGUCUUGUAUCAUUAUUGUAUCAUUAUCGCUAGUCUUGUAUCGUUACUGUAUCAUUGCUAGUCUUGUAUCGUUAUUGUAUCAGUAUCCCUUGUCUUGUAUCAUUAUUGUAUCGUUAUCGCUAGUCUUGUAUCAUUAUCGCUAGUCUUGUAUCGUUAUUGUAUCAUUGCUAGUCUUGUAUCGUUAUUGUAUCAUUAUUGCUAGUCUUGUAUCAUUAUUGUAUCAUUGUCGCUAGUCUUGUAUCAUUAUUGUAUUGUUAUCCCUUGUCUUGUAUCAUUAUUGUAUCGUUAUCACUCGUCUUGUAUUAUUACUGUAUCGUAAUUGCUAGUCUUGUAUCAUUAUUGUAUUGUAAUCGCUAGUCUUGUAUCAUUAUUGUAUCGUUAUCGCUAGUCUUGUAUCAUUAUUGUAUCUUUGUCGCUAGUCUUGUAUCAUUAUUGUAUCGUUAUCCCUUGUCUUGUAUCAUUAUUUUAUCGUUAUCGCUAGUCUUGUAUCAUUAUUGUAUUGCCAGCUCAGUUUUUACCUUGUUGUAAUUUUGAUGAAUAAAUGAUUGAUAUUUGAUAUCAUAAAAAAAUUA
Molecule: messenger RNA, 5462 nt
Organism: Nerophis ophidion (straightnose pipefish)
Lineage: Eukaryota; Metazoa; Chordata; Actinopteri; Syngnathiformes; Syngnathidae
Gene: dio2
Product: iodothyronine deiodinase 2
Exons: 4
Molecular function (GO): thyroxine 5'-deiodinase activity
Source: RefSeq, a predicted model, not a curated record